Anopheles maculipalpis is the source of this 555-nucleotide messenger RNA. RefSeq names its product ADP-ribosylation factor-like protein 16. NCBI's taxonomy places the organism in Eukaryota, Metazoa, Arthropoda, Insecta, Diptera, Culicidae. The transcript has 2 exons. The record is from RefSeq and is a predicted model, not a curated record. The coding region runs from base 1 to 555 and encodes 184 amino acids. Gene Ontology annotation, molecular function: GTP binding; GTPase activity.
AUGUCUUACCUGUGCCUUGGUCCUAUGAGUGCGGGAAAAACGCUGCUACUAACCUGCCUGCAGAAGCCCGACACCGUCAACUUUACUUCUCAUUCCGUACCGAGCGUAGGCACAAAUCUGUACACGAUCAAAAUUCCACCCAUCGUUAUUGACGAGAAGGAUGUAAAUCAAAAGAUUCCACCACCGGGAAAACGUAAGGAACUGGUGCAGGUGCGCGAGGUUGGCGGGUGUCUUGCGCCUAUCUGGCGUGACUAUCUGGUAAGCCCGGUCGAGAAACUCAUCUACGUGGUGGAUACCUCUAAUCUGUGUCAAAUAUCAGCGGCUGGUGUGCUAUUGUACUCCAUGCUAGCUGAGCCAAGGUUGCAAAAGACAAAAUUUUUGCUCGUUCUUUCCAAAAUGGACCUGGCUUAUCGGCAGAUGCGUAACGAGGCGCUGCUCAUGCUGCAGAUGGAAAAGUUUCAGAAACAAAUUCCUCAGCACAUUACGAUCGUGCAGUUCAGUGCAAUUACGAAAGAAGGGAUCGAUGAAGUAUACGAUUGGUUGGCAAUGAAUUAA